UAUAUAAAUCUAGCCAGUUUUUCAAAAGAACUAUUUCUUUUGGAAAAAGUGUAACUGCCAUGGGCAAGUGUUUUCUAAUUGUAUUGUUAUCGGUCUUGCUCCUCGGCAUUGUUAAUGCCAAGGAAAUAUUCGAUUUUAAAUCUGACUUUGACUUCGGGGUGCAAAAUAUAUCUUCUCUCCGUGAGCAUAUGCGGUUUCGUAGGUACAAGGGAGAAGACGUCGACUGUCCGAAUAGCAGUAUUAUGACCUUUCUAGCGAAAAUUCUGCAGGAACCCAUAGAUGUUUGGCGGUCAUUCACACUGGGAGGGCUCCUAUACGAUUAUUAUCUCGCAAGCGAUCGGGGUGCCAUAAGUUUGACUUUACUCGUACGCUCUAGAGGAACGAUAACGAAGGCCCUAAUUGCGGAAGAUGAAAAACUUGACACUCAGUUAAUGAAAACGUCAGGCUUCAGUCCGGAGAAGAAAACGGUCUUUAUCACACAUGGAUACCUUGGGACUGGCGACACUGAUUGGUUGCAACGUAUGGCGAAUGCCUAUUUGAAAUAUGAGGAUGUUAACGUCAUUGUUGUGUCUUGGGGUAUACUUGCAUUUGGUCCCGGUUAUGUACAAGCUGCUAAGAAUACUCUAAUAGUAGCGAAUCAAACUGCCGAGUUUGCAAAGGAAAUCGUUAAAACUUUUCCGGACAAUAUCAAAUGGGGAAGUGUUCACCUGAUUGGGUUUAGCUUGGGUGCUCACGUUGUUGGAAUGAUAGGAGAUCACUUUAAGAAUAACACCAAUGAUCCGUUAACCCGAUGGCAUGUUGAGAGAAUCACAGGACUAGAUCCGGCCCAUCCUUGCUUCACUGAUACCAAGUAUACAUUGGAUAAAAAUGACGCACCAUUUGUUGAUAUUAUUCAUACAAAUGGAAAUCGAGAAUUCGGAGCGACUUUUGGCAUGUUAAAGGCCGUUGGUCACGUUGAUUUCUAUCUCAAUGGAGGAGAAAUUCAGCCUGGUUGCGCCUCGUACCAAAUAGUGGAAUUUUUUCUGGAGGUCACAACUACAUUCACGAUGAGCCAAAUUCAACACGCCCGAGUAGCUAUGUGCAGCCACUCAAACGCUCCCGAGUACUUCAUCGAGUCCCUGGAAGUCGCCGCUAGCCGCCAAGGGUCAUUCUUAACUGGAAUAAAAUGGGAUUACGAUCUGUGCCAAGCAAUGUAUUAUACUUACACCAGAAAGUGUGACGGUAUUUGCCAGCAACUGGGCAUCAAUGCCAAAAUUGAACCCCAAGGAAAAUAUUUUGUUCCUACAGCAAGAUAUGCACCUUAUUACGAGAUUCAAGACGAUGAUCUUGAAGAAAUCUCCAGAGAACUCGAGCGCCUUGAUGAAGAGGGAAAACCUAACAAUAUAUGAGCGCAACAUUGAUAUCGAAAUAGAAACAUCGGCGCAUGUGGGAAAAAAUGCAAUGCAAUAUUGCAGUCAUUUGCAUGCGAAAGGAUGUACCCCAAAAAAUCCCCGAAUUUUCUAGACAUUUCCACGAUUUUUUCGAGAAGGAUAAAAUGUUGGGAACAAAAAUCUGCACUAUCGCGAGGAAAUAAAAAUAACGGGAUGUCAUAGCCUUGAAAAUUUCAAUAAAGAAUAUCUGAUGCGAACGUUUUUUUUUAUUUUUUCCUUUUAGAAUUUCAAACGACUUCGCAGGCAGGAAUCGUCGAGCAACCGUUUCAGAAUCGGAAUCAGCCAAAAACUAAUAGAAAAUUUAAUAGAAAUCCAAUAGAAUUUUCUAGCGAAUUCGCUGGUCUUUCUAUUAAAUUUUUUUCUACGGUCCAUUAUUUUCAACAUUUUAUUCUGCCAUGUAUCCUAUCUUAUUUAGAUUCCAACGUUUUUCAAGAAAGUCACCUUGAAGGGGACGCAUUUGUUUUAUCACUUCGCUAUUGAAUUUCCGCGUGUAAUAUCAGUACAAAAUGAAAAUCUUUUUAUGUAGAAUGUAAAAAUCACAUUAUUCCUCCGAAAUUCAGAUAAAUAAUAUCUGAUGCAAAGUGCUUGUUGUUUAUUUUUCGAAAUUGAGCCACGUUGUCGCCGAUUUAUUAUCCCCCGUGCAUAAGUCGUACAAAAGUUGGACGACGUGGCACACUGAGAUAGGAUUCUGAACAGAAUUAAAGAAAAAUAAAAAUCGACAUGAGUUUCAAGGAGUUCUUCCAGAGGAAGGAGUUGAGUCAUCGACUAAACAUUCUGGAUCAAUUGAGCAUCGAUGGGAAAAAAACACUCGAAACAUCGU
Molecule: messenger RNA, 2250 nt
Organism: Diachasma alloeum
Lineage: Eukaryota; Metazoa; Arthropoda; Insecta; Hymenoptera; Braconidae
Product: phospholipase A1
Exons: 7
Coding region: 60-1388 (442 amino acids)
Molecular function (GO): lipase activity
Source: RefSeq, a predicted model, not a curated record